AUGCUUUUCUCAAAACGACGAGCUGUACCAACAUCCAUCAAUUCAAAUAUUCAUAUUCAUCUGACUCGUGCAACACCUGUUAAGUGUUUACAUCUAGCUAUGUAUCUCGAUAAUACAUACGGAAAGGGACAAUUCAUCCACUAUUCAUCAUGCGUUGUUCAAGGUGUACCUUUCAAAGUUCAUUGUCCAACAAAUAAACAAGUAGAUGACUGUGCUGUGGUUUAUGUUGAUGAGUCUAAAGAUCUUCGUCUUGGUAUAAUUGUAGGAAUAGUCAAACUCAAACAUACAGGUGAAAUCUUGUUUAUGGUCGAUGAAGCAAAGAUUAGCGGUUAUGAUUCCUUUUUCCUUAAUGGAAAGGAAUACGUAAAUCAUUUUUUCAUUUUUUCAAAAUUAGCAAACCCACGGAGCACUGUUUCGAUCCGUUAUAAUUCAAUCAGAGAAAAAGUUGCAUAUCGAUUAGAUGAAAAUUUCAGUUCUAUUUGUGAAUUCUAUUUAUUUCCAAACCGUCUAGAAUCUACAUAA
Molecule: messenger RNA, 522 nt
Organism: Rotaria sp. Silwood2
Lineage: Eukaryota; Metazoa; Rotifera; Eurotatoria; Philodinida; Philodinidae
Source: the annotation of a GenBank genome assembly